Molecule: messenger RNA, 2091 nt
Organism: Rotaria socialis
Lineage: Eukaryota; Metazoa; Rotifera; Eurotatoria; Philodinida; Philodinidae
Source: the annotation of a GenBank genome assembly
AUGAAGACUUAUGGUGUCUGUAUAAUAACAAUCUUAUUCGUAUGUGUUUCUGCCAAUCAAUGGAAUUAUGGUCAUCUUGGUCCCGAUGUCUGGAGUGAAUAUUAUCCAUUAUGUGCUGGUAAAUCGCAAUCGCCAAUAAAUAUUUUAACAGCGUGCACUCUUUAUAGAGAUAUUAAACCAUUUGAAUUUAUUUCAACACAUGCUACAAAAAAUUAUUUUACAGUAAAAAAUAAUGGACAUACUAUUAUUAGUAUCAUGAGUACUGCCUAUGAACAAUUAUCGGUUCAAUUAAGAGGUGGAGGCUUAAAUGGAACAUUUGACUUUGUAAAUUUUCAUUUACAUUGGGGAGAAAAUUAUAAAUCAGGCAGUGAACAUCAAGUAAAUGGUAUUAAAUAUGCUGGCGAAAUACAUUUUGUAUAUAAAAAUUAUUUAACAUCUCAAAUGGCUGUACUUGCUUUAUUUAUGCAAAGUUAUGUAGAUCAUACAAAAAUUAUUUCCGAUAAUAAUGAUCAAACACGUGACGAAUGGCAACGAUAUUUUGAUAUGACACGCUUAUUACGAUCUGAAAAUGAUUCAGUUCUAUUAGAUUUAAAUGUCACGUCACUUAUGGGUGAAAAUUUACAAGACUUUUGGAGAUAUGAAGGUUCAUUGACUACACCACCAUGUACAGAAGGUAUUAUUUGGACAAUAUUUACUCAACCGAUUAUUUUUAUCGAGGAACAAUUAAAACUUCUACGAGAUAAUGUUUUCUUUGAGGAUUAUCGUGGCCCUCAACCAUUGUAUAAUAGAAUAGUGUAUCGAAAUUUUCUUCAUGAAACACUAUCCACAAUACCUGAUUAUAAUCGAUGUGUAUCCGUGAUGCAUCAAGUACUUCGUUUCAUAUCAUUCUUUUUCUUGGUGACUUAUGCUACACAUGAGCAUGAUUGGGAUUAUGGUGAAAAUGGACCUGAUGUCUGGCAUGAAAGAUAUCCUAACUGUGCUGGUCAAUUACAAUCACCCAUCGAUAUUUUAACAGCUUGUACAACAUAUAAAAAUUUUACACCAUUCACAUUUGGAGCUGGCUAUAACGAAGAACAUAAUUUUACGAUUCGAAAUAAUGGACAUACAAUUGUUGGUACAUUCAAUAAUGAAACUUAUCUAUCAACUUUGAGACUUAGAGGAGGUGAUAUCAAAGGUACAUUUGAAUUUGUAAAUUUUCACCUUCAUUGGGGAGAAAAUCAUAGAUCAGGUAGUGAACAUGAAGUAAAUGGCAUAAAGUAUCCAGGUGAAAUUCAUUUUGUCUAUGCCAAUCCGAGUACAAAUCAAACGGCGGUUCUUGGCAUAUUCAUGCAAAGUAUAUUUCUUCAAAACGAAACAGAAAAAAGUUCUGUUCAUUUAUUGGACGAAGAAUCACGAAGAGAAUGGAAACGAUUUUUUGAUUUAGCACAAACAUUAACGGACGAGGAUAACUCAACAGUAGUUAAUUUGAGUUUGUCAUUACUGAUGGGCGACAAUUUACAAGAUUUUUGGCGAUAUGAAGGCUCAUUCACUACUCCUCCAUGUACAGAAGGCGUUAUUUGGACAAUAUUUAAAGAACCGAUCUUUUUUGUUGAAAGUGAAUUCAGUAGCUUUCGACGAAAGAUUUAUUUCGAAGAUUAUCGUCGUCCACAACCAUUGUAUACUCGAGAUAUUUAUCGAAAUUUUUUUAAUGAAACAUUAUCGUCAAUACCAGAUUAUCAGUGUUGUCCAAAAAAAGAUUCAAUUAAUACAUCUUUUUCAACCGAAGUUGAAUGGAAUUAUGGUGAAUAUGGACCAGAUGUUUGGAAUGAAUUUAAUGGAACUUGCGGAGAAAUUUAUCAAUCACCUAUAAAUAUUAAAACAGCGUGUACUGUCUAUCAAUCAUUUCCGCCUUUCCAGUUUUCACCCAACUAUAAUCAAACGCAAGAUUUCCUAGUUACAAAUAAUGGACAUGGUAUUAGUGCCACACAGGCUAAUGCAAGUGCAUAUCCUAUGACACACACUGGUGGUGGUUUAGAUGGAACAUUUCAAUUUACUAAUUUUCAUAUUCAUUGGGGUGAAAACUACAACGUGGGUAGUGAACAUCAAAUGUGA